Messenger RNA from Drosophila yakuba, 747 nucleotides. RefSeq lists its product as uncharacterized. The transcript is spliced from 3 exons. Bases 1 to 237 code for a protein of 78 amino acids. The record is from RefSeq and is a predicted model, not a curated record. NCBI's taxonomy places the organism in Eukaryota, Metazoa, Arthropoda, Insecta, Diptera, Drosophilidae.
AUGGCCAAAUGGUAUGGCAUGGUAUGGUAUGGAUGGUAUGGUAUGGAUGACGGACCAAACUCAAAAAUGCGUGGAUGCUGUGGGAGAGAGUCGGACAGAACACAUAUUCUGGAUGGAAACCUCGACGGAGGCAGCAACUCGUCAUCGGUUAUAUCGGUGCAGGAAGAAAGAGCAGCAAGACAGAGUCCAGUGGCAGCCCACGCCCGCGUUAUGAUUUUGUGGCCAUUUUAUAACUAACAGCAUUCCAGCGGCGCCGACAACUGAGCCCAAAGUCCCCAGUUCAGUUCAAGUCCCCAUCCCAGGGAUCCCAUCCCAGUUUUAAGACCCCAACCCCAAAAAGGGCCGGGCCACACACAUCGAUGGUUUAGCCGAUGACGACGACGAUGAUGACCGCUCUUUGCCGCAGGGAGGAGGAGUUGGGGGCCAAGUGCAGUGGAAACGCCGUCUGGUGACAGAAGCGGCAACGGGAGCAGAGUCAACCAUCAUUCGAGAAGGAGGAUGUUAAGGGCCGAAGGUCCGAGCGAAACCUGUUGGGGUUAUGGAACGGAAACCCACUUCUUAACCAGGCAACUCAACGGUUUUAAUACCCUUUAAUGGGAGCAGAAAGGAAAAAAUGAGCUAGUAUCCUUACACAUUUUAAUUACUUCAGAAAGAACUAUAAUAGUUCUCCAAUAAAAGAUUGCGAUCUAUAUUAAAAAAGAAUUUAAAAUAGUUCAGCAGAAUUUAAUAUUUUAGUAUGAAAGCAUA